This is a messenger RNA of Wickerhamiella sorbophila, 1272 nucleotides long. RefSeq names its product Calcium/calmodulin-dependent protein kinase type I. NCBI's taxonomy places the organism in Eukaryota, Fungi, Ascomycota, Dipodascomycetes, Dipodascales, Trichomonascaceae. The transcript has a single exon. Gene Ontology annotation, biological process: protein phosphorylation; cellular response to oxidative stress. The record is from RefSeq and is a predicted model, not a curated record. Gene Ontology annotation, molecular function: calcium/calmodulin-dependent protein kinase activity; ATP binding; calmodulin binding. The coding region runs from base 1 to 1272 and encodes 423 amino acids.
AUGGACAGCAAGCCCGAAAAGUCGCCGUCUUGCGGCGAAACGCCUCCCACGCCUGUCACACCCUCGCGAUCAGGGUCGCGGGUCCGGCUGCAAACUUCAACCGGGGCAUCUACCGAGCGCGCCAUGUCCGACUCCUUUUUGGAGCCCAAGCGCUCGCCGCCUCCAGCGCCUACUGUGCAGGCGGUACCGGUGACCGAGCCCUCCAGCCGACGGCCCAGCCAGGACAAUCCUCCGCGCACUAAAGAGCAGGAGAUAGAGGCCUUGAAGAAGGAAAAAAUCAAGCUACGGCCACCGCCGCAGGACUGCAUUUAUGAUCUCGGUAAAGAGCUCGGGAAAGGAACAUAUUCUGUCGUCAGAGAGGCUAUUCACAAACCUACCGGCAAAUACUACGCAGCCAAGAUCAUAAACAAGAGACUCAUGCGGGGCCGUGAGUUUCUCGUACGCAACGAAAUUGUUGUUUUGCGGCGCGUUAGUAAAAACCAGCCUCAUAUUCUGAGUUUGGUCGACUAUUUCGAAACAGAGCACAGCCUGUACCUUAUCACCGAGCUUGCUCGGGGCGGUGAGCUCUUUGAUAGGCUCUACAGCAACGGCACAUUCUAUGAAUCGGAUGCCGCACACAUUAUGAAGCAGGUGGUUAGUGGGGUUGCCCAUCUCCAUGAGCACGGUAUUGUUCAUCGUGACCUCAAGCCCGAGAACUUGCUGUUCAAGACCACCAGCGAGACUUCGCCGCUGUUGAUUUGUGACUUCGGACUCAGCCGCAUUAUUGACGAAGAAAAAUUCCGCAUCCUGACCACUACGUGUGGCACACCUAGUUAUAUGGCUCCCGAAGUAUUUACAAAAACCGGUCACGGGAAGCCGGUGGAUAUCUGGGCAAUUGGCGUCAUCACCUACUUUUUGAUGUGUGGCUACGUUCCUUUUGACCGCGACAACCCUGUUGAAGAGCGCGAGGCUAUCAUCAAAGGUGAAUACCAGUUUGAACCUGCCGAGCACUGGAUCCAUGCCACCCGAGACUGCAUUGACUUUAUUCAAGGAUGUCUUAAACUGGAUCCGCUGGAGCGGAUGAGUGCGCAAGAAUGCUUGUCCCAUCGAUUCCUGACCAAAAAGUACCGCUCGUCGCGGACGAUUGAAGCCGACCUCCUGCCGUCGUUGAUGGCAAGUCUCAACACGCGGCGGGACAGUGCAGCCGACAUUCCGUCGAUGCUCGAGGGUGAUAGCAUGAACGGAGCGUAUUCUAGAAGUCCCACAGAGCGGUCACCGAGCUACUGGGGCUAA